Molecule: messenger RNA, 1884 nt
Organism: Rotaria socialis
Lineage: Eukaryota; Metazoa; Rotifera; Eurotatoria; Philodinida; Philodinidae
Source: the annotation of a GenBank genome assembly
AUGGGGCAACAUACAGAAGCAGUUCACACAUGGGAAGACGGUUUGAAAUUCCUAGAAUCGACUGUGGAACGAGUAAAUGAGCUCGAAGACCACAAAUUAAUUGAUUGGAUCAAUAUAUCCCUUCAAACAGCUCGACUUGCUUAUCGUCAAGGUACUGAUGGACCUGGAGUGGCGCACAAACAGAAUCAAGUGUGUUAUACGAUGCUGAAAAUGACUGAUACCGAACAAGACGAGUGGAAGACUGAACAAUUUCAAAGAGCAAUAAAACAUUUUAAUGGAGCUUUGGAAAAUAUUCCUGCGAGUCACACAGGAAUAAAACAAAGCAUUCAACUUCCAUUGGCUAGAGUUCUAUUCGCCUUGAAACAUUACGACGAAACUGUGAAAAUCUACGAAGAUGGUUUCAGUAAUGAUGGCGAUCCUCAAUGGCUUUACAAUGUUGCUGAAUGUUUGUGGCAACAUGACAAGAAAGAACUAGCUUAUACAAGACUUCUACAACUCAUGGGCACUGAACCCACCUUUGCAACUGCGUAUAAGAUGCUUGCAACUUAUUUUACCGAGAAAAAUGACAGAACAAGCGCUGCUGAAUCAACUUGCAAAUACAAGUUCUACUCCUGGGUUCCAAGUUUUUGUCAUAAUAUCGAAUACACUCUCGAAAAUAUUAGUAUAGUGGAACAGCUGAGUUCUGAUCAGGCUUUAGAAUGUACCAACGCGACGCUAGCAAACGACAAAUCAAAAAAAGCAACAGAAUUUUUGGCGGCUAUUUGUUACCAUCACUAUCAUGGACCAGUAGAAAACAAAGCAUUCAAAGAGCUCGAAAAGCGAGUUGCUCCAGUCGGUAUCUAUGCUCUCAACGUUCCAACAUUUGCUACGUGGAAUUCUACGGGCAUAACCGUUGCCGGCAAUGCCAACGGAACAUCAGGUUCUGAUCUUGAAUCUCUCAGCUCUCCGACUAGUAUCUUUAUCGACAACAAUAACACAUUGUACAUAGCCGAUCGAGAUAAUAAUCGUGCUGUGAAAUAUUUUCCUAGCACCACCAGUGGCAUACUCGUGGCAGGCAAUGGUACUCCUGGAAACACGCCUUUUCAACUCUACGCACCAAAAGGCGUAGCUGUUGAUCAAUACGGAGCUGUGAUUGUGGCCGACAGUAGUAACUAUCGUAUUCAGAGUUUUUCACCGGGUACAGUUUCAGGCACGACAAUCGCAAUCAACAGUUCAUCGAAUAUUUUGGGAGUAAUGCGAGAUUUGAAUAUUGAUGUCAACAAUAACAUCUACGUCACUGAUUCUAGCAGCAAUCGAGUAACUGAAUUCUUUCCGUUCAAUGGGAUUGGAGUGCCUCUAGUAGGUAGCAAUGGAACGGGUAAUGGUCCAACGCAACUAUCAAGUCCUUAUGGCAACUUUGUGGAUGCCAAUUCAUCUCUCUAUGUGGCAGAUUUAGGAAAUCAAAGAAUACAAAAGUUUCUAUUAGGAUCCAACAUUGGUAUGACUGUAGCUGGCGUCUCAAACACGCCUGGUUCUACAUUAUUACUUUUAAAUGGACCUAUAUCAGUCCCUGCCGAUAACAAUGAGUAUAUAUAUAUUGUCGAUAGCAACAAUGCUCGAAUUAUGCAGUGGACAACAAAUUAUACUGCAGGUGGUACUUGUUUGAUCGGUUGUGGUGGUACUAGGGGAUCAAGUCCUACUCAGUUGUAUUCUCCAAGAGAUGUGAAGUUUGAUCAAUAUGGAAACUUGUACGUGUGUGACCAAGGAAAUCAUCGUAUUCAGAAGUUUCUUAUUCAACCAAUAACAUCAACAUGUCCGCCACCUAGUAAGUGGAUAAGAGCCUUAACCAUUACAAAAUUAUCAUCUCAUCAUGAAUAUCAAUAUUCAAAAGAAACUAUUGAAUAA